Messenger RNA from Malus domestica (apple), 1768 nucleotides. RefSeq names its product peroxisome biogenesis protein 7. Gene Ontology annotation, cellular component: peroxisomal matrix; cytosol. The record is from RefSeq and is a predicted model, not a curated record. Gene Ontology annotation, biological process: protein import into peroxisome matrix. Gene Ontology annotation, molecular function: protein binding. Lineage: Eukaryota; Viridiplantae; Streptophyta; Magnoliopsida; Rosales; Rosaceae.
AAAAUAAAAUUGACCUCCAAAUAAUCCGAAGCGCUCGUCAGCCUCUGAAACCCCCCGAAAUCCAAAGCCAACGGCGGAGAGAGCAUCUCACUGAAUUGGACUGAACAAUGCCAGUUUUCAAAGCUCCGUUCAACGGAUACUCCGUCAAGUUCAGCCCCUUCUACGAGUCCCGACUCGCCGUCGCCACCUCCCAAAACUUCGGCAUCCUCGGCAACGGCCGCCUCCACGUCAUCGACCUCUCCCCUGCCCCCGCCCCUCUGGGCCCCGGCGCACCCCGCCAACCAAUCACCGAGCUCGUCUCCUACGACACCGCCGACGGCGUAUACGACGUCGCAUGGUCUGAGUCCCACGACUCCCUCCUAGUCGCCGCCAUCGCCGAUGGCUCCGUUAAGAUCUACGACACCGCUCUGCCCCCGGCCUCCAACCCCCUCCGCUCCCUCCACGAGCACACCCGCGAGGUCAGCUCCGCCGAUUACAACCCCACCCGCCGCGACUCCUUUCUCACCUCCUCAUGGGACGACACCGUCAAGCUAUGGACCGUUGACCGUCCCGCAUCUGUUCGAACUUUCAAGGAACACGCAUACUGCGUCUACUCCGCCGUCUGGAACCCCCGCCAUGCCGAUGUAUUCGCCUCCGCGUCGGGCGACUGCACUCUGCGCGUUUGGGACGUGCGCGAGCCCGGAUCCACCAUGAUCAUCCCCGCGCACGAGCUCGAGAUCCUGGCUUGCGAUUGGAACAAGUACGACGACUGCUGCAUCGCCACCGCCUCCGUCGACAAGUCGAUUAAAGUCUGGGACGUGAGGAGCAUGAGGGUUCCGGUCUCGGUGCUCAACGGCCACGGCUACGCGGUGAGGAAGGUGAAAUUCUCGCCGCACAGGCAAAGCUUGAUCAUGUCAUGCUCGUACGACAUGUCGGUUUGCUUGUGGGAUUACAUGGUGGAGGAUGCGCUGGUGGCGCGGUACGACCACCACACGGAGUUCGCGGUGGGUGUGGAUAUGAGCGUGUUGGUGGAGGGGCUUCUGGCCAGUACUGGUUGGGACGAGCUUGUGUAUGUUUGGCAGCACGGGACCGAUCCCAGAGCGCCCUAAAAGGACCCAUCCAUCCUUAGCUGCAUUGCAUUCUUGAUUGCGGUUAUUGCUAUUCUCGGAUGAUCGCCUGUUGUGCUUUAGUGUUCGUGAUAUAAUUUUGUGGUUUUGUUGUGCAAGAUGCGAGUGAUAGACAUUGCGAUUGGUAUUUGUGGCGGAUUGCAGGUUAGAUUUAACUUUGCUGUCUGAUUAUACCUAUACCAAUUCCUUAUUUUUCCAUCUGCCUGUCGAUGAUAAUCGGCCUCUGUGCUUUUUUAUGAUUUGAUGUUUCCGAUUUGGUAUGAAUGGACAUAGUUGACACCAUCUUCUUAGAGUUUGUUUGUUGCUUGAAGUUGAACAUGUUCAUUACUCACUAUAAAUGUUGAGGCAUGUUAAGGGCCUCCUCAGUGGAAACAAACUAGCUAACUGUGUUCGUGCGUGUGCGAUAGACGCAAAGUAAAAGUUUUAGACUUGUAGUUAUGUAUUGAAGAGGGUUUCAAUUCUGCAUUUUUUCCCUUAAAACUCGAACUCGUUUGUUGUUUAGAAUUGGAAUGGAUUGGAUAACUCAUAAAGUUGGAGUAAUUGAAGGUGGAGGUGAAAGAUUUUCAUUCAAAAGGAUUUAGAAGGGGAUUAGAAAUGAAGGAAAUCUAUCCCUUGUUAUCGUUACCGUUUUGGGGAUUGGAAUGGAUAAUAGUUGGGCACAA